Molecule: messenger RNA, 702 nt
Organism: Polychytrium aggregatum
Lineage: Eukaryota; Fungi; Chytridiomycota; Chytridiomycetes; Polychytriales
Exons: 4
Source: RefSeq, a predicted model, not a curated record
AUGGUUUCGUCCGGGAUCGAACCGGAGACCUUGAUUUCCAUCAUCGAAUCUUCGGCACUUGGCCCCGCCACCGGCCACGCCACUGGCCCUGCCCAGAAUGCCUUGCUCGCCACAGGCGCGACCCAAGAUGUCUCGCUUGCCACCUUCUCAGGCACUUUGCGGGGCUGGCCGCACCGAUGCCGGUGGUAUCGGCUGCUCAAGCCCGAAGAGUGUUUCUCUGGCGGGCUGGAGUUCCCUCCCAUGGGAUCGAGAGUCGCGGUGACGGCUGCGGUGACGGCUGCAGCGACGGCUGCAGCGACGGCUGUAGAAUGUCCUGGCUGGCAAGGCCAGCAACCAAUGCCAUCGCUCAGUUCCAUCGCUCGGUACCAUUGCUCAGCGACAACCCAGUGUCAAUCCAGUGCCAGGGCCCGUCAGAGACACCAAGGCAAAAGCCUUAUAUAUGCACCCGCUAUGGACUCCACUGACUCCAUUGACUCCAUCGACUCCAUUGACUCCAUUGACCCCAUCGACCCCAUCGACCCCAUUGACUCCACCACGAAAUGUGACCCCGAGGCCCUCACCUGUUUCCGCUUGCUGCCAGUGCCAAGCUCUGCUAUCACACCCGGCCAAGCUCUGUCACCACUCCGAGCCAAGCUCCUCUGUUACCACACCCAGCCAAGCCAUACCAAGCCAUACCAAGCCAUGCCAAGCCAUACCAAGCCA